Molecule: messenger RNA, 633 nt
Organism: Didymosphaeria variabile
Lineage: Eukaryota; Fungi; Ascomycota; Dothideomycetes; Pleosporales; Didymosphaeriaceae
Exons: 2
Coding region: 1-633 (210 amino acids)
Source: RefSeq, a predicted model, not a curated record
AUGGACACGCGCGUCCUUCUCCGCCAGCUCCUGCGCCAUCCGCAUACCUCGCGCACCCUCCUCACCCCAGCCACCCGCCCGCAAUCCCGCACCUUCGCCCUACUCUCUCCACAUCACGCCCAUGCGCGACACCUUACCAUACCAACCAUACUGCGGCCCUCUUUCUGGAAAUCCAUGAUACCGCGCCCCUUGCGAUCCGGCGAGACACUCUCCUCAACCUCGGACGUUCCGCGCCGCGAAUGGAAUCCCGCGACGCCGUAUAUUGUGCUGGCGCUGCUGGUGGGCAGCCAAGCGAUUCAGAUCCUGUGGCUUAAGCAAGAAAAAUCACUGUCGACUCGUCGAGCGGAGGCGAAGAUUGGGCUGCUUCGGGAGGUGGUCGAGAGGGUGCAAAGAGGGGAGGACGUGGAUGUUGAAGGUAUACUGGGGGCGGGCGUGGAGGGAUGGGAGAAGGAGUGGGCUGGGUUGCUGCAGGAGAUUGAGGACGAGGAAUUGUUGUUUCAGAGCUCGUUGGAGAAGAAGAGGAAAAAGAACGCGAAGGCGAAGGAGCAGGAGGUGGGGGCAGGAAAGGAUGGUAGGGCACAAGAGCAGUCGAGGCUGAAGGUUGAAUCUCUUGGUGGAGCGAAAUUCUACUAG